Messenger RNA from Hansenula anomala, 1629 nucleotides. RefSeq lists its product as uncharacterized. The record is from RefSeq and is a predicted model, not a curated record. The transcript is spliced from 3 exons. Bases 1 to 1629 code for a protein of 542 amino acids. Gene Ontology annotation, cellular component: spliceosomal complex. NCBI's taxonomy places the organism in Eukaryota, Fungi, Ascomycota, Saccharomycetes, Phaffomycetales, Wickerhamomycetaceae.
AUGUCCGAUUACAAGAGAAGAAAAAUCGAUGAAAGCGGUGGUGGUGGUGGAAGCUUGAUUGCGGCAAAUAGAGCAGCUAAGGAACAACAACAACAACAAGAAAAAAUCCUUCAAUACCUUCAGAGAACUACUGCUCAAGAUGGAUUAAAUGCGGCGGAUAAUGAUGAUGUUGUCAUGGAACCUGAGGUUUAUGAUUUAAAUUGGUUAGAGAAUUUAUCAAAGGAAUUAAAGACAACCGUUCAACAGAAUUCUGAUGUUAGAAUCAAGUAUUCAAAUGAUCCAUUGAAAUUUUUGGACUCUGAAACUAAAUUGAAUGAAAUUGUCAAACAAAUAUCAAAUAUCACUUUAGCUGAACUCCCCUUAUACAAUGAUUUUAUAAGACUAAGUGGUGAAUCCUUAUCACAAAUCAUCACACACCCUAAUGGUGAUAUAAUUAACCAAUUUAUAAUAGUGUUCAAUGAUUUAAUUGAUCAUGAAUAUGAACAAGAUCAAUCAAUAUUAUUACAAUUUAUCAAGACACAAAACAUCGUGAAUUUCUUGCUGGAAUACUUGAAAAUUCUUAUAGAUCAAGAUGAUGAAGAUUCAAAAGAUGUACAAAUUACAAUAUUAACUAUUUUCAAUGAAUUGACCAACUAUGAAGAUGACGAACUUCGGAAACAAUUGAUUGAAUUUGAUCAACUUACUCAAUUUUUCAAUGAUUCAGUACGUCAAAUAUCUACAGUUGAAGGGAUUUCUUAUUAUGAUGAACUUGUUACUGAUUAUUUAUUCAAAAUUGUUGAUUGGGAUAAACUACGGUUUGUUGCUAAACACGAUUCUGCUAUUGAAAUUUUCCUAAUACAAUUAUCACAUUUUACCGAGAUUCAACCUGAAGAAGGAUCCACUCAAGAAAAUUUCGUUGAAUCCAUCAUCUCUAUAUUAUCUAUGGUUUUAACUUCAAAAGAUGGUCGUUCAAAAUUUCUUCAACUUGAAGGUUUUGAACUAUUGUUGAUUUUGAUAAAGAAUGGAGAUUGGGGAUUCAAAACAUUUGUUAAACUAUCCAAUUAUUUGAUUGAAUCUAUUAAUGAUACUAAUAACGUUGAGUUAUCAGUAUCCAUAAUUGAAUCUAACUUCUUUUUAAAUAAUGUUUUCAAAAUUUUAAAGCAAAAUCAUAAAGAUCGUGAUGAAAUUUAUCAAAUAUUGAAAAUUUUGGUUAAAUUGAUAAUUUUCUUACCGUUCAACUCUGAUCAAAGAAUAAGGUUGAUCAAUAAGUUGGUUAAUAAGAACUUCAAGAGUUUAAAUGUCUUGUUGAAAAUUGAAUCAAAGUAUGAUCAAAAUGUUUCAAAAUUAGAUGUCAAUUCAGAACAAACAUAUUCCUUUGAUGACCAAUAUUUAGAAAAGAUUGAAAAUGGGCUAGAUAUUUUACAACAGAUUAGUAUAUUCAAGUCAUGGUUGUUGAUAGAGGAUGAGAAAUUGAAGAAUGAUAUGAUUCAUAUGAAGCAUUUCAAUUUGGAGAAGUUGAAGAAUAUACUGAAUGGUUAUAAAGAUGAAUUAAAAUUCAAUAUUGAAAACACUGAGGAUGAUGUUACCAAAAAUGAGUUCUUUGAGUAUAUUAAUAUGAUUAAUGAGUUGCUAGCUAAUCUAUAUACGUGA